AUAGACACUUUGCUCUCUCACGCUACAGUUGACAGCCGAGUGUGUAACGCGCGAUCCCCAAGCAAGCACGGACGGAUUUCAGUCUCGUCUUUCGUUAGCGCGACAACGGUUUAUCAGUGUGAUAGGAAGUGCUCAAGUGCUCGCGAUGGCGCUAAGUGACAAGCAAGUGUCCUUAAAUUAUGCCGAUUUACUUCAGCGAUCGCGGGAUGCAUUUGACAGUGGAAAAACGAGGCCGAUAGAGUGGAGAAUUGGGCAGUUAAAACAAUUAGCUCGUAUGUUGAGAGAAACCUCUGCAGAUGCUGUCGCUGCGGUAGCAUCAGACUUACGUAAGAAUAAGUUCGAGACAUUUCUUACGGAAAUCGACUACAUACUCGAGGAGAUCACUCAUACGCUCGCGCAUAUUAAGGAAUGGUCAGCAACAUCCAAGCCGUCGAAGGGACUGGCGAAUCUUUUCGACUCGGUGGAAAUCCGCAACGACCCCUACGGAGUCGUACUGAUCAUCGGCACGUGGAAUUAUCCCAUUCAAAUAUCUCUAUUGCCUCUGGUCGGCGCUAUCGCGGCUGGAAACUGCGUGAUCAUAAAGCCGUCCGAGAUGUCAAUGGCUACGUCGAAAUAUUUGUCUGAAAAUUUCCCGAAAUACAUGGACACGGAAUGUUAUCAUAUAGUAACAGGCGGAAUCGAGAAAACGACGGAGUUACUCAAGCAACGCUAUGAUUACAUCUUUUAUACCGGAUCCACUACGGUUGGGAAAAUCGUACGGGACGCUGCCAAUGUGCAUCUCACGCCUGUUACGUUAGAAUUAGGCGGUAAAAGCCCUGUGUAUAUAGACAACACAGUGGACAUGACGAUGGCGGCGAAACGCAUCAUGUGGGGAAAAUGCGUCAAUUCCGGUCAAACUUGCAUCGCUCCCGAUUACAUCUUGUGCACGCCCGAAGUGCAAGAUAAAUUUAUAGAGGAAGCGAGGAAGAUCCUGAAGGAAUGGUACGGCGAAAACCCGGAAAUGAGUGCCGAUUUGGCGCGCUUAAUCUCAGACAAGCAUUACAACCGGCUUGUUAACUUUUUAAACGGCAACGGCAAGAUUGCUAUCGGCGGCAAUGUGAAUCCGAAGGAAAAAUAUAUUUCGCCCACAAUAUUGAUCGACGUUAAACAAACAGAUCCUAUUAUGCAAGAAGAAAUAUUCGGACCGAUAUUGCCUAUAAUCAAUAUUAACGAUGCGAAUGAAGCAAUUAAAUUCAUAAAAAGCAGGGAGAAGCCAUUAGCGUUAUACAUAUUCAGCCAGAACAAAGAAAUUAUAUCGACGUUCCUUAACAAAACAUCUAGCGGUAAUGCUCUUGUCAAUGACACGAUAUUACAUUGCGCAGUCGAGACUCUACCUUUUGGAGGAGUAGGCCAUUCUGGAAUAGGAGCAUAUCAUGGAAAAUAUUCAUAUGACACAUUUACACAUAAAAAAGGUUGUCUAAUUCGAAAUUACAACAAGGUCGCAGAGUCACUCAGCCAAAACCGUUUUCCACCCUACACCGAUAAGAAACUGACGCUUCUUAGACUAUUGCUCAAAAAAAGAAAUAUACCUUUCAUGAAGUAUCUACCGACUCUGCUUAUAUUCGGCCUUGGAAUGCUCACCAUUGUCAUCGUCCAAGCUGCACUGAAAGAAUUUGAAUAUACAGAGGAGCGCAAGGUUUAGACAAGACAGCGUCUUAAAAACAAAAUACAUCUGUAUACAUAUGUAUACUGUAUUUGUCGAAUUGUGUUAAGUUUGUUGAUUAAUUAACUUGUACAUUAAAUUGUUGACUUAUAAUUUGCAAUACAAUUCGAAAUGAGGGUC
This is a messenger RNA of Linepithema humile (Argentine ant), 1822 nucleotides long. Its product is annotated as aldehyde dehydrogenase, dimeric NADP-preferring. Gene Ontology annotation, biological process: aldehyde metabolic process. The record is from RefSeq and is a predicted model, not a curated record. Gene Ontology annotation, molecular function: aldehyde dehydrogenase (NAD+) activity. Lineage: Eukaryota; Metazoa; Arthropoda; Insecta; Hymenoptera; Formicidae. Gene Ontology annotation, cellular component: cytoplasm.